CGUAGGCGCCCGCCGGCGACGCAGACACCGCGGCGCGCCGCCACGCACCACGCCCAGCAGCCGCUGGAUGGAGCCGUGAGGAUGCCAGCAGACAAGAUGUUCCCCGGGCUGGUGCUUCCGCCAAAGGCCCUGGAAGCCGACGGGGACCUCGCGGUCGGCAAGGCGGCCGUCGUCAAACACGCGCCUCUGGCCGCCUGCGAGGACGACGACACCGGGAAGGUGUGCAGCGCGCUGCCCCCUCCGCCCCCACAGCCGCCGCCCCCGCAGUUGCCACCAGAGUGGCAGCGCCGCGCCCAGGAGGAACUCAACGAGCGCCCAGACACCUUGCGCCAGGACAUAGACACCUUCCGCAGCAUGGUCGUCGCUGAAAAAAAUCUCCACGUUCGCACAGACGACGACUUCCUGCUGAGGUUCCUGAGGGCCAGGAAGUUUAACUGCGCCAAGGCCUUCCACAUGUUGCAGCGGUACUACGUGAUGAAGCUGCGCUGCCCGGAGCUGUUCCGCGUGCCGCGGCCCUCGGAGAAGAGGCACAUCCUCGAGAUGCAGGUGCAGAACAUGCUGGACGACCGCGACGGCUACGGCCGCAGGGUCUACAUCUUCAGGGUCGAGCGAUGCGACGCAGCACAGGUGAGCAUAGAGGACAUCUUCCGCACGAACGUGCUGGCUUUGGAGCAGAUCGUCCAGGAGCCAGAGACACAGGUGGCCGGCCUCACCGUGCUGGUCGAUAUGAACGGCUUCGGCCUGCAGCACGCCAAGUUCCUCUCGCCCUACUACGCACGGCGCACUGUCGAGGUCAUACAGGAAACAUUUCCACUACGUUUCAAAGGAUUCCAUGUCAUAAACCAGCCAUUCUACUUUGAUGCAGUAUUUGCAGUUCUGAAACCUUUCCUCAAAGACAAGAUACGGAGAAGGAUUUACUUGCAUGGACGCGAUCUAAAUUCACUCCAUGCUUUCAUUAGUCCUGAUAUCCUGCCACAAGAAUAUGGUGGUCAAAAACCACCAUUUGAUAAUCAAGCAUGGAGAAUGAAGCUAUUGGCAAAUGAAGAUAAGUUUGUUGAAUUGGAGACUUACGGUUACAAGGUGGAUGAAUUACCGGUACCUGAAGAGAAUGAUUUUGACAGUUAAUGAUGCAUGCCUACUAGUUAUUUUAAAUAAAGAUUUGUUGUUUACAAAA
Messenger RNA from Schistocerca piceifrons (Central American locust), 1174 nucleotides. RefSeq names its product clavesin-2-like. Bases 82 to 1125 code for a protein of 347 amino acids. Gene Ontology annotation, molecular function: phosphatidylinositol bisphosphate binding. Gene Ontology annotation, cellular component: membrane. The transcript has 9 exons. The record is from RefSeq and is a predicted model, not a curated record. Lineage: Eukaryota; Metazoa; Arthropoda; Insecta; Orthoptera; Acrididae.